Molecule: messenger RNA, 2971 nt
Organism: Haplochromis burtoni (Burton's mouthbrooder)
Lineage: Eukaryota; Metazoa; Chordata; Actinopteri; Cichliformes; Cichlidae
Product: voltage-dependent L-type calcium channel subunit beta-2
Exons: 13
Coding region: 406-1947 (513 amino acids)
Biological process (GO): calcium ion transmembrane transport; neuromuscular junction development; regulation of voltage-gated calcium channel activity
Cellular component (GO): voltage-gated calcium channel complex
Molecular function (GO): high voltage-gated calcium channel activity; protein binding
Source: RefSeq, a predicted model, not a curated record
UUGACGCUUUUCAGUCGUGUUCAUGCCGACUAUCUGUUUGGAUGCUUCUAUUCAUUUUCAUCCCUUUGCGCUGUGAGGAGGCAGAGAGGUGUUGGCGUUGGAUGAGGGCUCACGGAGCAGGAGCGCUCUCUCAGCUAGUGUAGGAAGGAGCGAACUGAUGAGGGGGCUUUGUGAUGCUGAAGGCUAUAAUAUCCGACGACUCACAUCAUCACCAUUAUCUUGAACUCGCGAAAAACUACAGCCAUUUUUCGCACAAGCUCCUCCUUUAACUCGACUCAAACUUGAAGAGCAGCAUUAAACUCUUCAACACUACUAUGUAAAAAUGCGCUUUUGUCUCGGGCACAGCUGGAGCAUCUGUACAACCCGAGAGGUUUUACCGAAUAUCCGCGUUUUUCAAAUGGUGUGAUGGUCGUCAACAUUAGCCCAACCAACAGAGCAGAAACACCUCCGGACAAACACAUGGACGCUCUGGAACAUCCCAUGUUACAAUCUCAAAGCAAAGGAGCUCGGAGAAAAGGUCGCUUUAAAGGCUCAGAUGGAAGCACCUCGUCCGACACCACAACCAACAGCCUUGUUCGCCAGGGUUCGGCCGACUCCUACACCAGCCGUCCAUCAGACUCCGAUGUGUCCCUGGAGGAAGAUAAGGAGGCAGUCCGCAGAGAGGCAGAGCGACAGGCUCAGGCGCAGCUUGACAAGGCCAAGACCAAACCAGUUGCAUUUGCCGUCCGCACAAAUGUCAGCUACAGCCCGAGUCACGACGAUGAUGUCCCUGUGCCAGGCAUGGCCGUCUCCUUUGAGGCUAAAGACUUCCUCCAUGUCAAAGAGAAGUACAACAAUGACUGGUGGAUAGGACGCCUGGUGAAAGAAGGCUGUGAAAUCGGUUUCAUCCCCAGUCCAGUGAAGCUUGAAAACACUCGUAUCCUCCAGGAGCAGAGAGCCAAGCAGGGCAAGUUCCACUCCAGUAAAUUGGGAGCAAACUCAUCAUCUAGUUUAGGUGAAGUUGUUCCUAACUCACGGAAAUCUACUCCUCCUUCAUCUGCCAUUGACAUAGACGCCACAGGCUUAGACCCCGAGGACAAUGAGCUUCCAGUCAACCUGCGCUCCCCUAAAGCCAGUCCAAACACUGUCAUGUCACCCCUAGCAAAAGAGAAACGAAUGCCCUUCUUUAAGAAGACGGAGCACAUUCCUCCGUACGACGUUGUGCCUUCCAUGCGGCCCGUGGUUCUGGUUGGACCGUCACUGAAGGGCUACGAGGUGACAGACAUGAUGCAAAAAGCGCUGUUUGACUUUUUGAAACACAGAUUUGAGGGAAGAAUAUCAAUCACUCGAGUCACGGCGGACAUCUCUCUUGCCAAACGCUCAGUCCUGAACAAUCCCAGCAAGCACGCCAUCAUCGAACGCUCCAACACACGCUCAAAUUUGGCUGAAGUCCAGAGUGAGAUUGAGCGAAUUUUCGAAUUGGCGCGGACGUUACAGCUGGUGGUUCUGGACGCCGAUACCAUCAACCACCCGUCACAGCUGGGAAAGACUUCCCUCGCCCCCAUCAUUGUCUACGUCAAGAUCACCUCACCCAAGGUGUUACAGCGGCUCAUCAAGUCCAGAGGCAAGUCUCAGGCCAAACACCUCAAUGUCCAGAUGGUGGCCGCCGACAAGCUGGCUCAGUGCCCUCCUGAAAUGUUUGACAUCAUUCUUGAUGAGAACCAGCUGGAGGACGCAUGUGAGCAUAUGGCCGAUUACCUGGAGGCCUACUGGAAAAGCACUCACCCCACCAGCUGCAGCCCCCCUGACCCAGUGCUAGCAAAGCUACCCACAGCCAGCCUGCCCUCCAGCACGGCCCCGGUCUCUGGCGUGCAGGUACAAGUGCUGAGCAUACUCUGGGCCAAUGGAGGCCAUGGAAAAGGAGGGGAUCCAGAAGUGUGGGAGGCAGGAUUAGAAAGGAAGAGAUGAAAGAAAUCAGAGCGUUGAAGAAUUACAAAAUGUUGUAGUUUGCAUCUACAAUGUCUGCUAAAAGUCUUUACUUUUCUCAUAUUAUGUUAUUCUUAAACAUAUGCACUACAGGUAAUGUGUAAAUUAAGAAUAAUCUACUUUAUCUAGGAUAGGUACAAGGGUAUGAAAUACUAAGGAAGAAACUGAAUUUAAAAUGCUCUACAAGAACCUUCUAAUGCAUAAAGAGGAACUAGAUCAGAGAAAACAUCAAAUAUAAAAGGACGAACAGGAGCUGACAGCAAGAAAAGAGUUAGCAGAGACAAAACACGCUUCAAGAGAUGGGAACAAAAUUCAUAUUAACAGGUCAAAACAAUGCUGUUAUCACGUUCAUUUGAUUAAUCGUGGCUGAUGCUGAUGAUACAGGAGACCCCUGAAGUUUAACUACCACAAAACAUGUAAAACUCAAUAGAAUAAAAACAGUUUAGAGACAGUUUGGACGUAGACAGAGAGACUUUAGUAUUUAACAUGAAAUCAUUUAUUUUACUUUUAAUAGUUCCUUUUCUAAUGUAGUUCCUUUUCAGCUCAGCUCUAAACCAUUGUUUUUGUUUAAUAUAUUUUAUAACAACCCUCACCGUUAUGGGCAGUUUCAGUCAUCUGUAAAUGCUGCAUAAUCCCCUUAUCUGCCCUUUCUCUAUCCACUGCCAUCACAAUGUAAGACUGAGAGCGAAGAAAACGCUGAUAUUGAUGAGGAGCAGGAGUGAGCUUGUAUUUGCUAGUGUGGUAAGUGCAGCGAGGUCAAGUGAUGAAAGCUGAAGCCGAGGAGCACGCCUUGCUUUUUUUGAGUUCUUACUCCUGGGUCAGAGUCGGCCGUGAAUGGAUUUGACGAGAAAGCGUGUGUGUUCAAGUGUGACAUCUUCUUCUUUGUAGUUCUGUGUGAAUUUUGGUGAAACAACUGGGGUGAUGUGAUUUUUAGUUUGCGUGUGCUUGCUGUGAUGUUUUCUGGUUUUGUAUGUGUCAUCGUACUGACUGAUGUGUGUCGCUAAUC